Rhopilema esculentum is the source of this 3943-nucleotide messenger RNA. RefSeq lists its product as uncharacterized. Gene Ontology annotation, cellular component: cytoplasm. Gene Ontology annotation, molecular function: glutathione transferase activity. Lineage: Eukaryota; Metazoa; Cnidaria; Scyphozoa; Rhizostomeae; Rhizostomatidae. The record is from RefSeq and is a predicted model, not a curated record.
AAAUGACGAAAGACAAUUAUUAUCACUGAGAAUGAGACUUUGUACAGACUGUUGCAAGAAUAUAUAUAAAGAAAGCUCUCUAAAUUUCUUUAAGUGUCUUUUGUAUUUCUCUUUCAUUGUGUUUCAAGUUAAACUCAAUACUUUUUGCAGUUCUCAAAGUACUUGAUGAAAGAAAACUGCGAAAAUGUAAAAGGGGAUUAUCUCAUGAAAUCAAAAUGUUUUUAGAUGAUAAGAUGAACUGCAUGUAUCUGUUGGUUGCUGUUGUUUAUUACUCCUGGCUAGCUUAGAUGAUUUACAUUCUUUCUAGUUCUGCACAAUGUCAAUGCUUUAAAAUAUAUGUAUAAUUCAAGUGUGUCCACUUUUCUGCCCUAUUUUGAAGUUCUAUUUAAUUUUUUAAGUGCUGUUCAAAGUGGCAGUGUCUUAUGCAUAAACAUACCACAUUUUAUAGUGUUAGGGUUUGAAAGAAAAGGAUUUUUAAAAAUGUAGGCCACUGCAAAUACUUUCCAUAGUUGGUCUUAUUUAAAAGAUUUUUUAAAAAGAUGAGUAUGGUAAUGAUAUCCUCGAUGAUUUUGUCACUAAUGAAUUCUUGCAAGGAUAAAAGCUUGGAUACAUCAGACAAAAAGUCUAAAAAAACGGUGAAGUGUAUUAUCAAAUAGAAAGCUCUUAAAUUAUAUCAAGCAAAGGAGGCAAAAACAUUUUAAAGUAGUAAAAUAAAAUGACCAUAGAUACGAUAAAUAUCUAAAACCAAAGUUACUCUGUCACAUUUUUUCAAAUGCUGCAAAUUUCGCAAGCCUCAUGGCUUGUUAUUCUCCGGUUGCUCUGUUAACCUUUUCACAAACACUUGAAGUGGAAAUAUUGUCAUGAAGCUUGGUACAUUCCUUGAUCAUUUCUAUGAUCUUCUUAAGCACAUCUUCUGUUUGUUUCUUUAGUGCGACACUAAAGUACAACUGCCACCAAAGGACAGUUUCUAUCUUACUCUUAAAUCAUUUCAUUGAAAAAAAUUUGGAAUAUUUUAAUACCUGCUAAAAAUUUUAUUAAGAAAUCUGUUUCAAAAAUUUGAUAUUGAAGCUCAAACAUUGUAAAUUUCACCUAAAUACCUUACUUAAAGAACAGAAAUUGAGCCACAAAUGACAUUUUGCUAAUUUUUCCCUUGCAAAAUGCAGCCUUCUCUUCGUAAGAAUACAGUAUACCAAUUUUCUUGUUAUCAAGCAAUCAUGCCUUAUUUGCCCAAUAUCAUAUAUUCAAACACGGUCAGGUUUUUUCAUACUAGAGAUGAUCUAAGAAAAAGUAUCUAAUGUAGAAUGCAUAAUAGUGAAGUCUUCUCUGUUGGAUUUGAGUCGUCGACAGUAUCUAGAGGGAAAUAAAUAUGCAAAACAUGUAACAGUGUGGUAGUAUCUCCAUCGCUUCCAAUGUUACGAGUUAGCGCUGUUUAAAGAUGUUUAUGUUUUCACCCAUUGAACUUAAAUUUUAGAUGAUGAUUUUCUACAGUCUUUAAAAAUAGGAGCAGAUAGGUGUUAAAUGGAAUGAGAGAAUUAUUCCAAAUUAACUGACACAGAUCUUAUUAGUUUGUAGGGUUUGUUAGUUUAAUGUUAAAAAAGCUUUUUGAUGCUGUUUCCCCAGAAAUUUUUAGCUUUCCUGUCUGAAAGUUGAAAUGUUAUCACAAAUUUGACUAUUAAAAGAUAUUACUUAUUUGGCUCCUUUUAGGGUUUAAAUAGGUCAUCAGAGUAACAUAGGCUAGCCUUACUUAUAAAUAACAAAUUAAAAGAAAAACAUUUUCUUCCAUACUUGGUGCUCUACCUCUUUGUGAUAAAGCACAGAAUUAUGUAAGUGUUUACUUGAAAAUUCACAGUGGGGUCUGUUACAGGUUUGAAAGUGAUGGGGGUGGGCUUAGGCAAAAUAAAACACCCAUAGCAAAAUAAUUUGAAAAACCAACAACAGUUUUAUUUUACACCUGAAGUGGCCCCCUCGAACCAGCCCCCUUGAAAGUGCUGUUCAUUUGAAAGGAUGCAGAUAUUUUGAUUCAUAUUUGCUCUUAUUAGUCUUAAGUCAUUUCUUAUAAGUUUUUUCUUAUAAGAAACUGGGGCCAGGUCGAACACGCGGAAAAGUGAAAUUUUGCUUGAAGCUUCUGGAAUGGAAAGACAUAAACAAAGCAACAAAGCUCUUUCAAGAAUUGAGAUAUAAGACCUUAUUUUUGAAGGAAUGAGAAUUCCGCGUUUUCCGCGUUUCCGAUUUCUAACGAGGGUGAAAAUCGAAAACGCGGAAACCGGUCCCAGCCGAUUUCCCGAGGGGUUUUCCUACGCAAUUUUGACUGUGCCUGAUGAGAAAACAAAUCACUGACCAUUUCAGAGAGAAUGUCAUGUUGAGAAGGGUGAGAAUGGGCUAUGCGGAGGCGCAAUUUGCAUUCAGGUGAAAGGGCGAGAACAUCCUUGGUGUGGAACUUUUGAUUAGGACUUGGUAGGAGCAGUUAAGUCGUCUCAUAAUGACUGAAGAGAGCCAAGCAGAUAUUGUGGAUCGUAAAAAGGCUGGUGAGUUCGUCAGAGUCAAGGCUGCUUUCAGAGACUGGGUGGGUGGAGUAGAUGGGAAAUACCCAGCAGAGAAGGACCGAUAUCAUUUGUACGUUGCUUACAACUGCCCUUGGUGCCAUCGAGUUAUCUUGGCAAGAUCGUUGCUUGGUUUGCAAGAUGUAAUUUCCAUGGAUGUCUGUUUUCCAAACAGGACCGACGAAAGCCACGAGCAAGGGCCUGGAUUCUGGCAAUUCCUACCUCAAGGUGCUGACUGGCCAACAGGGACGAAGAUUCAGUAUGAUAGCUGUACAAAUGACACAGUCAACGGUAAAACUACAGUUGUUGAGAUUUACAAAAUGGUAGGAGCUGAUUUGAAUGCAUCAAGACCAAGUGUUCCUGUGUUGUUUGAUAAGAAAACAAAAACCAUUGUAAGCAACGAGAGUGCUGAAAUAAUUGAGAUGUUGGCAACAUCUUUUAUUUCUCUUGCCAAAAAUCCUAUCAACUUGAUUCCAGCUGAAAAGAAAGUUUUUAUGUCUGAGUGCAAUGACUGGAUCUACCACAAAAUAAACAAUGGAGCUUAUAAAGCUGGUUUUUCAUCAUCCCAGAAAGCAUACGAAGAUGCAUUUGAUGAAUACUUUGGUGCACUUGAUAAGCUUGAUGCCAUGCUGGCAAACAGUGCAUUUGUUUGCGGUAGUCAACUUACCCUGACUGAUAUAAGAUUGUUUCCAACAAUUUUCCGGCAUGAUCCAAUUUACUAUUUACGAAUGAAGUUGAACCACAAGUAUAUAAAGGAAUAUCCAAAUUUAUGGAAAUGGCUUUGCAUGAUGUAUGCUAUACCAGCUGUUAAGGCAGAAUGCCCUCUUGAUCAGAUGAAACAAGGGUACUUUGGUAAUACAUGGAACAAGGUUGUCCCAAAAGGACCAUUAACAUACCUGCAUGAUCUACAACUGAGUGGGCAGAAAUUAAAUGGUGAAUAGGGGUUCUUCUAUCUUGCAGUAAUGGCCAUGUUAGGAGGUAUCCAGCUUUGCAUUCAAGGCACCCAAUGUGAAAGCCAUGCAGUUCAUGACUAGCACAAGUUUCACAAUCUUCAAUUGCACAAUCUGAAAGGUACUUUGCCAUGUCAAAAAUCUUUCUAAGAAUUAAUAUGAUAAGAUGUGAUUUUUUUAUUCUUAGUUAAAUAAUGCCAUUGAAUUUGCUUUCCCAUAAUACAAAAUUUUGUAUCACUGUACACAAAUAUUCCCUGUUAAGUCAAUUUUAUAAGUUAACAACAGACUAUAAUUCGUUUAAGAUUUUCUGUUCCCUUCUUCUUUGUAAAUGUAAGAUAUAAAAUUUCUGAAAAAUUUCCAACAAAACUGUUGCUUUUGGAAAAAAGGGGCUGCAGCCCUCCAAGCCACUGUACUAUUGUAAAAGGUGUACCUGAAAUAAAGUUUUUAAAUUUG